UCAAUAUUGGCAUUUUUAAUGCAAACAUUUUUACUAUUUUUACAAAAUGGAUUUGGAAAAUAAAAAACCCGAUGAUAUUCAACAGCUACCGGUUUUAAGUCCAGACCAUCCACUUUUAGAAAAGUUUCAAAAAGCUUUAAAAAACCAUUUGUUGGCGCAAAUCGACAGCCUAAAAGGGGAGAUUUUUGAAUAUGAAGUCUCAACGGCAAAAAAGAACGAAGAAAAGGAGCACAUCGGGGUUAAGUCCUACGAAGCCCAACAAGUGUUGUGCAAACAACAAAAAGUCUUGGAGGAGAGCGUUGAAAGUCUCGAAGAAAUGACUGCUGCAAGGGAGGCCAUGGAGGAGACGCUUAAGGAGGAAAAAGCCAAAAACAAAGAGGCCCGAGACAAGUUGAUGCAAGCCGAAAAAAGAAGCGCUGAGUUACGAACGGAAGUGGAAGCGACCAAUUUGUUGAUUCAUCAAAUGAGCGAAUGGGAAAACAAAAUCGAAUCGAAUAUAACUGUCAAUCAACGCAUCGCAGAAAAAACAAGGAAACAAAAUACUUUGCUUGCUAAAGAAAAAGUAAAACAGGACGCCAUAAUAUACAAAGUGAUGAAAGAAAUAUGGCGCCUGGAAUCGGAUCUGGAGACCAUGGACAUGCAGCUGCGCGUCAAAGAGACCGAACGCGAAGAGAUGGCGCUGACGGUCGCGCAGGGCAACACGAACAUCGAGGCGAUCCAGGCCGAGCACCGCUGCCUCAUGCACUCGUGGAACUCCGUCGUUGUCGCCGUCGGCAACCGCGACAAAGUGCUGAACUGCCUCAGAGAAGAAGAAGGGAAAUUGGAACUGAAGUACAAGGCGGUGCUGAGCGAGAUCGACAAGGUCAAGAAGCUGAUCAAGAACGAGCACGUCGAGAACGAGAAACACACGUACGACAAGCACAGAAUAACGUGCGAAAUAAACGGUUACAAGAGCAAAACGGAAGAGGAACUGCUCAAAUAUCAAGGUUAUGACGUGCAAAUCGACGAGCUGAACGAAACGAUCGAUCAAAUAUCCAAAGACAUCGAGGAUGUCGUAACCGAAAAAAAACACAAAGAAGCUGCUAUACAAGUGGUCAGCAAAGAAAUCGACCAACUACUGAUAAAAAUACAAAAUAAAGAGCAAGAUAUCGUCAAAAUGCUCGACGUGUUAGUUUUGAAUGACAAAGCUGCGCAACAUGUCAACCAGAUGAUCAAAGAUCAGAAAAAAGUCAAUAGGGUAGCGGAGCUCAAGCUUGCGGAUAUAGACAACAAAAAUAUAAACCUCGUAUCUCAAAUAGAUAAGUUGAGAUUUUCUUCGGAAAGCCAAAGCGAAAAAUACGAAAAAGUUUUAGAGAAAAGCAAAAAACUGGAAGCUGAAGAGAACGAAAUCCAAUCGAAAAUCUCCCAUUUGGACAUCGAAAUACGGAAAAAAGUCGGCCAGUUGGAACUCCUGACCAACAAGCUGGAAAAAACUUUCGGCACUCAGGACCAAUUGAAGGGGUCGCCGCAAGAUUUGCGAAUAGUCGCCUUGGAAAAAAGUGUCGACGAAACCAUGGAAACCAUCAAAGAACUGCAAUCCUAUUGGCUGAGGGAGCAGAAGAACCUGCUGUCGAUGUCAAGAGAACGGCAAGAGCAAAUGCACGACAAAAACUUGCUCAAAAAACAAAUCCUUAUAACCGAGCAGAAAAACUUCAAAAUCACCGACGAUAUAGAGAGAACGAAAUUGGAACUGGAAAAAAUCGAGAGAAACAUCAGAAAACUGCAAAGUAAAGUCGUCAUUCUAUGCGACUCUCUAUUUAAGAAAAAGGACAAAAAAACCGACCUGGAUCACACCAACGACAUCCUAAAAAAUCACUACGACGUCCGACUACGGGACUCCGAGCUCGAAUGUCUCCGCAUAGAAGCGGAAACCAUGGAAAUCGAGAACGAAAAAGUCAAUUUGAGCAAGGAGUUGGUCGAUGUGAACCGGGAAAUUUUGGAGUGGGAAAAAAAGUUGAUCAUGACCAAAGAAACGAAAGAUAACAUGAAGGAAUCGCAAUCGGAUGGCGGUGAAGUGGGGCAGAUGAAGGCCGAAUUGCACCGCAUGCAGGUAAGGUAUGCACAAUUAAGGAAAGCACAGGAAAAAUUGGUUAUAGAUAUGGAACAGUGUAUUACCAGACGCAGUGCGAUUUUUCAACUGUCUGAUUCCAUAGAAAAAAGAUCUGGACAGAAUAAAACGAGAAUAAACUAUACGAAAAAAUCUGAUGACAUACGGAAUAAAAUUAAAAAGAUUGAAAAUGCAAUGCAAGACUUCGAAGAAAAAUCCAAACAACUGGACGAUAAUAUUGAAGAAGUAAAACAACAGACUGAAGAAGUGGAAAAUGAGGUCGAAGAAAUAAAAACCGAGUGUCAACGUUUUCAAGAGUUGACGGAAAACGUCAAAACUGACAGACAGCUAAAGUUCGAACUGCUGCUUGCAAAACAAAAGAAGGUCAGCAUGCUGACCGAGCUGUCAAAAGGUAGGCAACCCUACACGAUUUACAGGACGGAAAAACACCUGACGAGCGAGUACGGAAAGCAAAAAGAUCUGAACAACAAGCUGGGAAAAGUCGUGGAAAAUCUGACCAGCGAUUUUCCCGAUUACGGGCAUGUUUUUACAAGGCUGUUCAAUACGUUGAGACUGUAUGGCGACCCUUGCACUACCAAGGAAAACUUGACGGGCGUGUGCAGGGAAAUGCGCAUGUGCCCCACAGGUUUAGAGCAACUGCGAAAGUACCAAAAACACAGCCUGCGCAGGUGCGGCUUCAAGGGGGUAGAAGAGGUGGUGUGUUGCCCUGAUGUCGACACAAACAGAGAGCCUGCGAUAGAUGAUAACGACGAAAACAAGGACAAGGGACAACGCACGCAAACUAGAGCGAAGAGCAGGGCGAGAAAAAGUGUGACAGGAUAUCACAGCGUGAUAAAAAAAUCACGUUGUGAUAUCAUCAUGACUUCACCAGGAAAUCCCGAUUGUUGUCCGGGUACCUAUGGAAAGAUUCUGUUUUGUCAAUUUACCUUUGACAUUCUGAAUUGUGUUUUUGACAUUCGACACAAAACCCUUUCAGCUUGCGAGCAGUACAUGCAGAAGACGGAGGCCAGGCUGUCGUGGCACAUAAUAAACGGCGUGGACGCGGAAGCGGGGGAGUACCCGCACAUGGCGGCCGUCGGCUACCCCUCGGACGAGGGCGACGCGGUUAACUGGAACUGCGGGGGCUCGCUGAUAGCCCCGCGGUUCGUCCUGACGGCCGCGCACUGCGUGGUGACCAACAACGGCGAGCCGAAGAAGGUGAGGUUGGGGGAGAACGACCUCACGGACGAGGGUAGCGAGCACAAGCAGGACUUCGACAUCGUCGACACGCUCGUGCACCCUCAGUACGUGAUAAGGGCGCGAAGGAACGACAUCGCCGUGUUGAAGUUGGACAGGGAGGCUCGUAUCACCAAGUACGUGGAGCCUGCGUGUCUGUACACUGAAAACGACGACCCCAUAGGGCUCACCAUUACCGGAUGGGGAGUUAUAAAUACAAACAUGGCGAACAGUUGGAAAGCUCUACAAAAAGCUUCAAUUUUGCCGUCAAAUUUGACAACCUGCACUCAGUUAUACAAAAGUAGAGUAAACAAAGACAUAACGAGAAAACAAUUGUGCGCGGCAGAUCCUAGCACCACGAAAACAACAGACACAUGCCAAGGGGAUUCUGGGGGCCCCCUGCAAGUCCAAAACCUCAAAGACUCCAGUCUCUUCUCCAUCGUGGGAGUGACUUCUUACGGAAUGGGGUGCGGAUCGAACCACCCCAGCAUUUAUACCCGCGUAUCGGCCUACCUAGAUUUCAUCGAAGACUACGUCUGGCCAGAUUAACAACAAUAAUUAUAAUUUAAUGCCAUGAUCUAAAUUUUAUUUAUUUAUCGUCCCAGUGAACUGUUUUUAAUAAUCUAAGGUUAUCGCACGGAGUGCGAUUGUAUAUAAACCAAAAACAUUUACAAAUUGUUGACUUGUUAAGCAAUAAAAGCAUUGAAAAUAGAA
Brassicogethes aeneus is the source of this 4036-nucleotide messenger RNA. NCBI's taxonomy places the organism in Eukaryota, Metazoa, Arthropoda, Insecta, Coleoptera, Nitidulidae. The record is from the annotation of a GenBank genome assembly.